Pezoporus occidentalis (night parrot) is the source of this 1836-nucleotide messenger RNA. RefSeq names its product peptidase M20 domain containing 2 (gene PM20D2). The record is from RefSeq and is a predicted model, not a curated record. NCBI's taxonomy places the organism in Eukaryota, Metazoa, Chordata, Aves, Psittaciformes, Psittacidae. The transcript has 7 exons. Bases 100 to 1452 code for a protein of 450 amino acids. Gene Ontology annotation, molecular function: dipeptidase activity.
GGGGCAGUGAGGGCGCCGGCUCACGUUGGCGGGCAGGUCUGUUGCUGCGGAGGGUUGUGCGGCCGGCAGGUGCCUCUGGGGCCGCCCCGCCGCUCCCUCAUGAGGCCGCACGACCCGCCGCAGGGCGGCCCCGCCGCCGUGCUGCCGGAGCUAGAGAUGCUGAAGCAGCGGGCGUGCGAGAGCGUGGAGCUGAACGCGGAGCGGCUCAGCGCACUGAGCCGCGACAUCUGGAGCCGGCCUGAGCUGGCCUACGAGGAGCACCAGGCACACGACACCAUGACCCGCUUCUUCUCCAGCGGGGAGCUGCCGGGCGCCGCCUGGGCCGUGCAGCCGCGCUACAAGCUGAGCACGGCCUUCCGCGCAGAGUGGGGCACAGCCGCCCCCCCGACACAGGGCCUGCGCCCGCUCCGCGUCGCCUUCCUCUGCGAGUACGAUGCCUUGCCCGGCAUCGGGCACGCCUGCGGCCACAACCUCAUCGCUGAGGUGGGAGCCGCCGCCGCGCUGGGGCUGAAGGCCGCCCUGGAGAGCCUGCCGCAGCCGGCGACCGCCGCCGUCCAGAUCACGGUGCUGGGCACGCCUGCGGAAGAGCAAGGAGGAGGCAAAAUAGACCUGAUAAACGCUGGAGCGUUUGAUGGCAUGGAUGUGGUUUUUAUGGCACACCCGUCGCAAGAAAACGCAGCUUACCUGCCCGAUGUGGCCGAGCAUGAUGUGACUGUGAAAUACUAUGGAAAAGCUUCUCAUGCUGCUGCUUAUCCUUGGGAAGGAGUUAAUGCAUUAGAUGCUGCUGUUCUUGCAUACAACAAUCUGUCUGUUUUAAGACAGCAAAUGAAACCGACCUGGAGAGUUCAUGGUGUAAUAAAAAAUGGUGGUGUGAAACCCAACAUCAUCCCUUCUUACACUGAGCUGGAGUUCUACUUGCGUGCCCCUUCAAUGAAAGAUCUUUCUGUUCUGAUCGAAAAGGUUGAGAACUGCUUCAAAUCUGCAGCACUUGCCACAGGAUGCAAAGUGGAAAUAAAAGGUGGUGAAAAUGAUUACUACAACGUGCUUCCAAAUAAGAGCCUGCAGAAAGUUUACAAGGAGAAUGGAAAGAAGCUUGGAAUAGAAUUUAUAUCCGAAGACUGUAUCUUGAAUGGUUUGUCAGGUUCCACAGACUUUGGAAAUGUUACAUUUGUAGUCCCUGGGCUUCAUCCUUAUUUUUAUAUUGGCUCUGAUGCAUUGAAUCAUACUGAGCAGUACACAGAAGCUGCAGGGUCACAGAAUGCUCAGUUCUAUGCUUUGCGCACAGCAAAAGCUUUGGCAAUGACAGCACUGGAUGUCAUUUUCAAGCCAGGUCUUCUAGAAGAAGUCAGGGAAGACUUUAGACAGGUGAAGCUAAAAGAAGAGGGGCAAAUAAACCCAGCAGAACCUAUCAAAGAAUCUGGAGUUGGCACAGGAGCGUGUGCAUCCCAUUAAACUUUAUUCAGCUUCUCUCAGUAGGGCUGACUUCAUGGAGAUGAUGUAUUUAAAUCCUGGAAGGGGCUGGAUAAACCCAUAGCUGAAGAAAUGUUCAAUUUUGGGGGGAACUUUAGGAAAGGCAAACAGUAUCAUUGCUUUCAAAAGUGUGCAAUUUCAUCUAUCUGUAAUGUUUGCUGUAUUCAAUAUGGUGAUGAACUCUGGAAACAAAUACAUCAUCUUUAAGCUGCAGUGUUGAAAAAAUAAGUGUUUAGUUCCCUGUCAGUGAUUUUCUAUGUAUUGCUAAAGUAACAUUCUUUAUAGGGGAAAUACAACAUCUACCUGGAAAUGCUGGUUCUAAAAUGAGCUCUGUUCACUUGGCGAUCAAAGGCUGAAUCAGAUCUA